Linum tenue is the source of this 1575-nucleotide messenger RNA. NCBI's taxonomy places the organism in Eukaryota, Viridiplantae, Streptophyta, Magnoliopsida, Malpighiales, Linaceae. The record is from the annotation of a GenBank genome assembly.
UUUUGACUUUUCUAGGUGGCAGUUAGUGCGGAAGGUGAAACAGAAAUGUCAUUGUCCUAGUUCAUUACCAGACUUCUUCUAGUCAUUACUCUUGCCCCAAACAAGAAAACAAACGCAACAACGCCACGCCCCCCUGCAAAAACCGGCUUCCGCCUUCUCCUACCUGGCUACAGCUACUCGCAAGCUUCAAUUCUGCAGUCUCUUCCGCCACUGCAGCUCGCAAGUAGAAUUCAUCCCCCCCUAUUCAUUCCAUUUGCAGAAGCAUGGUGGAUUCGAAGGUGGAGACCAUUUCGAGACUAGCCCAGUGGAGGAUCGAGAACUUCGGUCCUUGCUCGUACAAAAAGUCCGAUCCUUUCAAGGUCGGCAUAUGGAAUUGGCACUUAUCCGUGGAGAAGAAUCGGUACCUGUACGUUCGUUUGUUUCCGGAGCCGUCGAGGGCAUCCAAAGAGCAGCCUCCGAUCGCGCGGUUCGUUCUCAGGGUGUCGUCCAAUACCGGCAACAAUCGGAGGCCUUAUAUUUCUCCAAUUCAUGAGAGAUUGCUUCGGACGUGUGAUGAUUUCGUGUGGCCUGUUGACAGCUCCUUUCAAGGUCGCUUCAUCAUUGAUGUAGAGUUCCUUGAUCUCAAGAUCUGCCCUCUUAAUGGUGGUGAAAGCUGUUCAGUAUGGCCUACCGACGGAGCAAUGCAAUCUACCUCAACUCAGAGCACACUCAGAUGUCUCUCCCGGAUGCUGGAUGAAGGAAUCCAUGCCGACGUCACCAUCAACACCGCUGAAGGUGGCACCUUGAAAGCUCACAAGGCAAUCCUCUCUGCGAGUUCGCCCGUUUUUCAGAGCAUGUUCCAUCAUGAUCUCAAGGAAAAGGAGUCUUCCACCAUCUAUAUCGGUGACAUGUCGCUGGAAUCAUGCGUGGCUCUCCUGAGCUACCUGUACGGGACAAUCAAGCCGGAGGAUUUCUGGAGGCAUCGGCUCUCGUUGUUGGGCGCUGCAAACAAGUACGACAUCGCUGCUCUCAAAGACGCCUGUGAGGAAAGCCUGUUGGUGGACAUCACUUCAGGGAAUGUACUUGAGAGACUGCAAGAGGCGUGGCUGUACCAGCUGGAUAAACUGAAGAAAGGCUGCUUGACGUACUUGUUUGAUUUCGGCAAGAUAUACGACGUGAGAGAAGAGAUCAACAGUUUCUUCAGGCAGGCUGAUAGGGAGCUGAUGCUGGAGAUGUUCCAGGAGGUGCUGACAGUAUGGAAACCGGUGUAGUCUGAUUUCGGCUCUGCUUCCUCCUGAAUAUGAGAUCUAAUUAUGGUCCGAGGGUUUGUACAGUGAUUCUGCAACAUCUGGUUGGAUUGCGUGUCUGAAUAUUGGACGUUUCCUCGUUGUUAUGUAUACAAUACAAUGUGAUCUUGGUUGUUACUUGCUAGCAGCCAGAAUGUUGUAGUGUAAUUAGUUAGCAUUGAUAAACUAGUGAUCUGUCGACAGUUUCGUGCAUCAGUGAGUGCUUGUAUUUUGAUGACUUCCAAAUUCCCAUUGUAUAAUGUCUCCUAGUUCCUGCGUAUGAAAUAAAACAGGAAAUCCGAGUUAGAAU